AAUAUUGCUCAUUAUUCGGAGAUACAAGUUUAACGAAGGGAAAUUAAAAGAAACGCGGGGACUUUUUAAUUUUCAUUCUGAUCUUUCCCUCGGGUCGAUUGUCCCCGGAAGUGUGAAUUGUGUUUCCGGGUGAAGCGGGGAGCGGUCGCCCCGACAACUGAGGAUGGAGCUGUGUGAGAUUCUGUAUAACAAGGCGGAGUACAUCGAGACGGCCUCUGGCAACAAGGUGAGCAGGCAGUCUGUGCUUUGUGGAAGCCAGAACAUUGUCUUAAAUGGCAAGACUAUUGUUAUGAACGAUUGUAUCAUCCGUGGAGACCUGGCGAAUGUGAGGGUUGGACGGCAUUGUGUCAUCAAGAGCCGAAGUGUCAUACGCCCGCCUUUCAAGAAAUUCAGCAAAGGGGUUGCCUUUUUCCCACUGCACAUUGGUGACCAUGUGUUCAUCGAGGAAGACUGUGUGGUAAAUGCUGCUCAGAUUGGAUCCUAUGUUCACAUUGGGAAGAAUUGUGUUAUCGGUCGAAGAUGUGUUCUGAAAGAUUGCUGCAAAAUUCUGGACAACACUGUCCUUCCGCCAGAAACUGUGGUCCCGCCUUUCACAGUCUUCUCAGGCUGUCCAGGCCUGUUUGCUGGUGAGCUCCCAGAGUGUACACAGGAGCUUAUGAUGGAUGUCACAAAGAGCUACUACCAGAAGUUCCUGCCACUGUCUCAGAUAUGAGGUGUGGCUUUACUUCAGAGCACUACAAGUACAGAAUCCAGUUAAUUGGGGAACUCAAAGUGAACAGCUGGAAAAACAGAGGGUCCAAAUUCUGCCUGAGCAUUUCAAAGUGAUGGAGUGGCUCUAACAUGAGGAAGCUCAAGUUUUCUAAAUGAUAAAUAUGUUCAUCUUUGGUCUGAUGAAGAUUUGCUGGUCCUCCAUACUGGGAGUGAUUCUCUGUGUAGUCUUCAGUUCAAUGUUACAGCAUAACGCCAGAGAAAAUCCAGAGUACUGGGCAUAUAUUUAUUUGAUGAAACGUUAAAUCACUGAUCCUCCGGCUGAGUUUAAUCCACUUGGAAAAGGCUUCAGUUGUGACUGAAUGUAAAAAUUGUAUGAGUUCUCUCUUUCGUAUUCACUUGUAUUAGGCUUAAUGUUUGUGAAAUGCCAUUCAGAUUAACUGCUAUCUACUAUUUGCAAAAUUCAUGAGUUUCAUCUGCAUAACUACCAACACCAGUUGGAAUUCUCAUUGCUGCAAUAACUUGAGCUCUGUAGAGAGUAGAAUUCUUGGACAUCAAUGAGUAGUGCAACAUGCAGCAUUAUUUCAGGACUUGGCUGUUUCUUGGAUGCUGCUGAGAACUAGGAGGUCAACAGGUAGAUAGGAAGUUGUCACCCCUUCCAAUAAAACAGUUAGCUAAAAUGUAACCAGUUUUUAUGACAGAACUUUCAUUAAAGACCAAUUCCUCCGGCAAGGCGCAUUGAUAAAAUAGUAUGACUUAAGGGAAUUGACUCCACAGGGAAACCAAGGAUGGACAGCAUUUUUAGUUUGAGCUUUAACUCAAAAAUAAAAUUUAGUUUUUGAGGUCACUGCAGCAAGCAAUGUACGUAAUGAAUUUAAGUCGAGUGUGGUACUGGAAAAGAAUAGUAGGUCAGGUGGCAUCAGAGGAGCAGGAAAAUUGACGUUUUGGGCAGAAGCCC
This is a messenger RNA of Chiloscyllium plagiosum (whitespotted bambooshark), 1666 nucleotides long. RefSeq names its product dynactin 5 (gene dctn5). The record is from RefSeq and is a predicted model, not a curated record. Lineage: Eukaryota; Metazoa; Chordata; Chondrichthyes; Orectolobiformes; Hemiscylliidae. Gene Ontology annotation, cellular component: dynactin complex.